UAAUUUUCUUUUUUAAACUCUUUUUUUAAAUGUCUGGUCCUGAAAAUUGCCCUGUCCCUUUGAUCAUACAUGGAAGUUGAACUGUUUACUUAUUAUUUAAAACCAUGUUUUUUAUAAAACAAAUCUAAUUUACUGUUACCUUUAACACUGUAUGAAUUUACUACAACACUGAAAUGGUAAAAAUACACUUUUAAUAUGAAUAAUAUCAAAUAAAUAUUUGUCCCCCAAAUUUAUGUCAUUGGUGUUACCCUACCCAAAAUACUUUUAUUUUGAAACAAUGCAUCAGCUCUUUGAAGUUUUUCAUGGGUCAAGAGGUCAGUGAAGGAAGUGCAGUGGAGGAAAGCAAAAGUUCACACCCAUGAAGUGAUUGAGACCUUCAGUGAAGCUCCUCCUACAACAAUUCACCAAUAAAUGCUGGAGACAAACACACAGAGAAAUCACUCCAUGUGUGACAACUGAAAUCUUCAUGAUAUAAUGUUGAUGCUGGUGAAAGAGGAGCUUGAGAAGAUGACAGAUCCACAACCAUGUAGAAUAAAGAAUGAAGAUACUGAGGAACAAAUAGAUAUGAUGGAAGUGAAUAAGGAGAGUCAAGCUGAAGUGAAUGAAGCGGAUGGGAAACGUCAGAAUGUAAAAACAAAAUGUAAUGCUUCACAGAAAGAAACUCUGAGAACAGAAGACAAAAUGUGUGAAAAGAGUUUUAGUAAAGAUGGACGCCCUGCAGAUCACAAGAGGACUCAAAAUGCAAAGAAACCAUUCACAUGUCAACACUGUGGGAAGAGUUUCACCAAAAAAUCUAAGUUUACAAUCCACAUGAGAGUUCACACUGGAGAGAAACCAUUUAUGUGUAAACAGUGUGGGAUGAGUUUUACUCAAAAAUCAGGUGUUGAGAGCCACAUGAGGAUUCACACCGGAGAGAAACCUUACAAAUGCAGUCUUUGUGACAAGAGUUUUACCCAUAAAAAUGCCUUUAAAACACACAUGAGAGUUCACACUGGAGAGAAACCUUACUCGUGUCAACAGUGUGGUAAAAGUUUCACACAACAAUCAGGUUUUGAUGGCCACAUGAGAAUUCACACCGGAGAGAAACCUUACAAAUGCAGUCAGUGUGAAAAGAGUUUUCGCUCUGGAAGUAACCUUAAGGAACACAUGAAGAUUCACACUGGAGAGAAACCUUUUCCAUGCCAGCAUUGUGAAAAGAGUUUCCCAAAUGCAAAACAACUUAACAGACACAUGAGAGUUCACACCGGAGAAAAACCUUUUGAAUGUCAUCAUUGUGGAAAGUUUUUCAGAUGUUAUGGUAACCUUAAUGCACACAUGAAAAUUCACACUGGAGAGAAACCGUUCAUGUGUCAACAGUGUGGAAAGAGUUUUGCCCAUCAAUCAGGUUUUGACAGCCACAUGAGGAUUCACACUGGAGAGAGAUCAUUCGCAUGUCAUCAUUGUGAAAAGAGUUUCUCGUCUAAGGAUCAUCUUACGAGACAUGUGAGAAUUCACACUGGAGAGAAACCAUUCAAGUGCCAUCACUGCGAGAAGAGUUUUACCACCGGUGGUAACCUUAAUGAACACAUAAGAGUUCAUACCGGAGAGAAACCAUUCAUGUGUCAACAGUGUGAAAAGUGUUUUUCAGGAACAAGCCAACUUAAAAGACACAUGAGAGUUCACACUGGAGAGAAACGCAUUCCCGUGCAGUCAGUGUGAAAAGAGUUUCAGAGAGGAAAGUACACUUAAAGGGAAAUU
Molecule: messenger RNA, 1737 nt
Organism: Misgurnus anguillicaudatus (oriental weatherfish)
Lineage: Eukaryota; Metazoa; Chordata; Actinopteri; Cypriniformes; Cobitidae
Source: RefSeq, a predicted model, not a curated record